Rhipicephalus sanguineus (brown dog tick) is the source of this 789-nucleotide messenger RNA. RefSeq names its product coiled-coil domain-containing protein 25. The transcript has 8 exons. Bases 107 to 733 code for a protein of 208 amino acids. The record is from RefSeq and is a predicted model, not a curated record. Lineage: Eukaryota; Metazoa; Arthropoda; Arachnida; Ixodida; Ixodidae.
GGCGUAACUAGCAGAGUCGACAUAAUCCAGUUCGGUUGAGUAUCUUCGUGUAGUGGUCUUUCGCUUUUGAUUGCUGCGGCCUUUUUGGCCUGGAAAGGCAAGAAAUAUGGUGAUCUACUUCAAAAGCACGGUGGUUUCGCCGCCGGCUGUCAUCUUCAUGGGAGUGGACAAAUUCGAAAACGAAGAUCUCAUCAAGUGGGGCUGGCCCGAAGAUGUGUGGUUCCACGUGGACAAGGUGUCAUCGGCCCAUGUGUACCUUCGGCUGCAACCCAACCAAACCCUGGACGACGUGCCGUCGAGCGUACUCGAGGACUGCGCGCAACUCGUGAAGGCGAACAGCAUUCAAGGCAACAAGAUGAACUCCAUCGACGUUGUGUACACAAUGUGGGCUAACUUGAAAAAAACGCAAGGAAUGGAAGUCGGCCAGGUUGGAUUCCACAAGCAGAAGGAGGUGCGGACGAUCCGGGUGGAGAAGCGCAUCAACGAGAUCGUCAACCGGCUGAUGAAGACCAAGGAGGAGCGGCAGCCGGACCUGCGCGCCGAGCGGGAGGAGCGGGACCACAAGGAGCGCGAGGACAAGAAGCAGAUCCUCCGCGAGCAAAAGGAGCGAGAGAAGCAGGAGCAGAAGGAGAAGGAGGAGCAGGCCAAGCUCAGGAGUUACGAUACACUGAUGAAAGGAGAGAACAUGAAAUCAAACAAGGAGGAUGGUUAUGACUCGGAUGACUUCAUGUGAUGUUCCGUCAGCACCGGCCUGUGUAAUAAAUGUACAAUAAAUAUAGAGUUUUAUCA